AUGCUACUUAAGUAUGAUUUCAGAGUAGGUGAUAACCUUGUUAAGAGCCGUUACAUUAGGCAGGUUUAUGAAAAGGACCGCACGCACGAGAUACGUUCGAUUUUGAGGUUGAACGAUAGACAUUUUAACCUAACCUUCGCAUCAAAGAUGUCUGUAACAUUAGCCGCGCAAGUUUUCAGCAACCAUUGCGCUAGUGCAAUGUACACCCUGGUCACUUUUCAGGAGCUUCCCGCUGAGGCAAUUCAUACUGCCCGAUUUGUAGAAAGGAUAGAUCGCUUAUUUGACUGCCUUAACACUUCACGCAGGGUUGCAAAGACACCUUACGCAUCUUCGAUGUGCAAAGGCUCUGUUCACAGAGAGCUUCUGGAGGAAUGUAUUGCAGUCUUUGAAAGCCUGCAAGUAGUUGGCUGUCCAAGGCAGCCGCCUUGCAUACGCGGGUUCUGUUUAAGCAUGCGGUCUCUUUUAAUGCUCUUUGAUUAUCUCAGAAUUAAUUAUGGAUUCUCUUAUCUUCUGGCCAGACGAUUAAAUCAGGACGCACUUGAAAACAGCUUUUCCAUCAUCAGGUCCAAAUCAGGCGCUUUCAGACAUCUUUUGAUAAAUAACCUAUUCAAGCUGUCUGACAACUCUAACUGUGCCGAGGACAUGACAACGGUCUUGGCAACUCUUCCUGCUGGAGUUUCAGCACCGUCUCCCGCUCUUAGUAUCGGAAGCACAAUCCCGCCUAAUGUUACAUAUGAUUCUUCCUCAGAUGAACUUUCGGACGUAGAACAAAAUAACCUCGUUUAUUCUGCUGGUUGGUUAGCGGCAAAAUUUUUGAGGUUCCAUGCCUGCGUCGGAACAUCACAGAAAUGUCUUCUGAGGGUAGAAGAUGCGUCCUUUACUAAGGGCAACAAAGUUCUGCUUUGUUUAAGCGUAAAAGGUACUGCGGAAUCUGACUUUGGAAGCCUCUCAGUUCCUUCCCCUCCAUUCGUAUCUUUUGUUGAAAACUGCGAAAAUGUUUUUCAGGAAGGUAUCGGUAGCCUUUUCUCCAUGGAGAGAGUAGGACAUACGUUGUGUACACGUCUUCAUGAGAAGGUAGAAAAGACACUCACCGUUUGUGAAGAGGAUGUGUAUAACGCCUUGUUCUCUCUCUUUACCCGAGUCAGGUUGCAUUGGUUUGCACGAAAAAGAAAUGUUGAAUUUCAAUGUGCACAAGUGAAGCGUCAAGCUAAGCAACAAGUCCAAAGGCUAAGCAGAUGAAAUUUUCGAGGGUAUAUGCCAGGCGGUGAGUGUGGCUGUGAGUCUCCUCACAAAGAAGGCAAACACGUGUGAGAAAAAAAAGCUGAUUGGUAUAUAAAUGGAAGGAGUAACAUAGGAGUAACGUGAUAGCUGGUAUAUAAGUAGUAAAUUGUGCACUCUUUCUAUGCUUUUUCACAUACUAUCGGAUAGAAUACAUAUUCGGAGAUGUGGGCGAGCAAUCUGGUUCCGAAAAAGACAACUUCCUUUAAUGUCGACUUCCAUGUCCUCUGGCUUGUGGAGGUGGCGCUCCGUGGCGGUGAGGGACACAGGCUGUUCUUUCUUUCUUAUCCUGCCUUUCGCUUCUUAGCGCUGGCUUCGUGGCCUCACGCAAUCAUAGCUUUCCUGGUGCAUCAUUAUUUUUUGUUGUAGCAUUUAUGCGCAGUAAGGCUUGCACUAUAUCGUGCGGUGUUGUCACAGUAAACACGUAGACAUUUGCAUAUGUAAACGGAGCGAUAUCCUCUUCUGAAAAGAAGCAAAAUUUAACAAUGUGUACUUGGGGGUUCACCAGUGGUAAAGGAGAGAUACGGGGCAAUUUCUCCCUCUUCGUUUCUGUCCUGCCUUGCCAUUUUACCACUGCAUUUAUUUAAGUGACAAAUUUCCUUUCGUUUACAGAUGAGUGGUAGGGCGCGACGUGAUGCUCUCAUAGUGCUAGUGGCGUGACCACCAUUAACAUCGGCGGGUUGACUGAGGAGUAAAAUCUACGGCUGCUGCACUGCAAAACACGAUUUUGAAUUAACUCGAGUCAGUGGACAUUUAAUGUUUUUAUAAACUUCAUCUAAAGCAUUUUUGUACUGUUGUGAUGGAAGCUGGCGGAUAUAAAAAUGACUAGUGGAGUGAAUCUUGCUGCAGAAUAGUCCUUUUUUCUCGUAUACGCUCCUUAUUUUGCAUUGCGAUCACGACACGCUUCAUUUGCUGAUUGAUUGAUUGAUUGAUUGAUUGAUUGAUUGAUUGAUUGAUUGAUUGAUGACUGAGUGUCGGCAAUUCUGUCGCCGUCUUUUUAUAAGGCAUGUAAGUGUGAGUAAUGAGACAAAAACAGCAUAACUUGCUGAAAGCAACAACUCGGAGCUGCUUAUUUCGUCGGGGCUCGUGUUCUUCCGCCUGCUGUUAUUGGAGUGCACCAGCCUUCUUUUCAUUUCCCAUUACAAAAUCUUUAGGUGCGCUUUACAUUGCUGAUGAUGAUGAUGGAGGUGGUGCCCCCCCGAAAAAAAAUCCUGGGUACGUGCCUGGGUCGCACGCCUCUGGCGUCCACGAGGUGUCCAAGGACGGUGAUUUGGCGGCGAGCGAAGUGACAUUCUGACGAGUUCAACUGGAGACCGGCGUGGCGGAACACGUCAAGAAUCGCUGAAAGAUGGUCUAGAUGCGUGUCAAAUGUGGGCGAAUGAACGAUGGCGUCGUCCAGAUAGCACAAACAGGUGGACCACUUGAACCCCUGAAGCAAAGAGUCCAUCAUUCGUUCGAAGGUGGCGGGCGCGUUACAGAGACCGAAAGGCAUCACCUUGAACUGAUAAAGGCCGUCAGGGGUAACAAAUGCAGUCCUCUCUCGGUCCAUGUCGUCGACGGAUAUCUGCCAGUAGCCGGACCGUAAGUCGAUAGAAGAAAAAUUGGUGGCACCAUACAAGCAGUCUAGCGCGUCAUCAAUACGUGGCAAAGGGUAGACGUCCUUUUUUGUGAUUUUGUUCAGGUGGCGAUAAUCUACACAAAAACGCCACGUGCCAUCCUUCUUUUUGACAAGUACGACGGGAGAAGCCCAGGGACUACAGGAAGGCUCGAUAAUGUUGUUUACAAGCAUCUUUUUGACUUCCUGUUGGAUAACAGCUCGUUCGGACGCAGAAACACGAUAUGGACGUCGGUGAAUAGGGUUGGCAUCGCCAGUGUUUACGCGAUGGGUCACGAUGGACGUUUGACCUAAGGGUCGAUUGUCAAAGUCAAAAAUGUCGCGAUAGCCUUGAAGAACGCGGCAAAGAGCUUCAGCUUGAACAGGUGUAAGGUCAGAGGAAACCAUCUUCUCAAUGUCGACGUCAGUACCGUGCGAUGACGUCACGGUAUGGGCUGAGCUGUGACGAUCUUCCACUGUGAAUGGCUCGAUCUCAUCAUCCUGUAAAGCGCUGAUUAUAGCCAAUGAAAUCCCCUGAGGCAGAACUUGCGCGGUUAGCGCGAAAUUGACAAGGGGAAGGCAGGUGCGGUUGCCAGUAAUUGUCAGCACAGUGUGCGGCACGGUAACACCACGUGUAAGUGUAACUGCCGGAAUUGGUGCGACCACGUAAUUACCGUCAGGUACAGCUGGUGAGGACAACAAGUCGACGUGUGUCACAGAUUGAGGCGGUAGGCGAAUAAAAUCCAUGCAGCUCAAACGGCUUGGAGGCGGGGUCCACAUGGUCGGCAAGAAGAGGCAAGUCAAGGCGAAGUGAGCCGGCCGAACAGUCAAUAAGGGCAGAAUGAUUGGCAAGGAAAUCCAGACCGAGAAUGAGUUCGUGAGGGUAAUGCUGGAUGACGGUGAAGAGAACGAUGGUUUGUCUCUCAGCAAUGGUGAGGCGGGUAGAGCACAUGCCAACAAUAGCGACAGUCCCGUCGGCGACUUGUACAACUCGGUCCGGGGCGGGCGUCAGAACUUUCUUGAGCCGACGGCGAAGAACAGCACCCAUAAUGGACACAUGCACCCCGGUGUCAAUCAACGCGCACACAGGAACAUUGUCGAUAAGAACGUCCAAAUGAUUCUUGUUCGUGGAUAAAGUGAAGCGAGGAUUUCGUGCCAAUUUCGUCAUUGCAGCUUCACAUCCAGAAGCUGCACUGUCUAGUUUUUCAGUGGGGGGUGCGGCGAGUAGGUCGGAGAAGGAGCACGGCGAGACGGGGGCGAACGAGAUUGACGACGGGAGGGAGAAGGCGAGCGGGAGUAGCGGGGUCGUGUCAAAGGUGUCGCAGGCUCAGAUGAUGGAGCGGGCAUAGAAGGGGCGUAGGAAAAGGACGCGCUAGAGGGGCGAGGGUGGUAAUCAGGAGAACAGCGCACCGGAGAAGUCCAGCGGCUUAGGCAGUGGCGCGCGACAUGUCCUAUGCGUCGGCAGUAAAAACAGAUCGGCUUGUCGUCCACGGUUCGCCAUUCGGAGGGGUUGCGCUGUCCAUAAGAGGAGCAAGAAGGGCGCGGUGGGGACGCGCGUGGAGAAAGAGGUUCCGAGCCUACGGAACGAAUGGAUUGCAGGCCGACAUUGGACAACUCUUGACGGACGACGGCCUGGAUCAAGGAGAUUGUCACCGGAGAAUGAUCAGGUGACGGGAAUGAAAGGGCCGCCGGUUGUGCCACUUCGACCUCACGACGAAUGAUGCGGGUCAAGUUGUCAGGCUGGUGGAAGAGGUCGUCACAGGAUGACGUAGCAGCUGUGUUGGGAAGUCGCGUGAUGUGCUGGGAUAACCGGCGGCUUUUUUUUAGCAUGCUCAAGACGGCGGCACUCCUUGAGGAUGGUAUCGAUGCUGGUGACGUUCGUAAAUACCAGUAAAUUGAAGGCGUCGUCAGCAAUGCCUUUGAAGACGUGAUUAACCUUAUCGUCCUCAGACAUGGUCGGGUCAGCCUUGGCACAAAGGGCCAAGACGUCGAGAAUGUAGGACACGUAGGACUCGGUCGACGUCUGUACACGUGUGGCAAGGGCUUUCUUGGCAUUGACUUGACGACCGAAGGGAUUGCCAAAAAGGUCGCGGAGCUUCUCUUUGAAGAUAUCCCAGCUCGAGAUCUCCUCUUCGUGAGUCUGGAACCAUGCAAGUGGAGCUCCGUCGAGGUAGAAAAGAACGUUCGCAAGCAUAAUAGUCGGAUCCCACCUGUGACUGGUGCUGACACGUUCGUAUAAGCGGAGCCAGUCGUCAACAUCAGAACUGCCGACUCCGUUGAAAACACCAGGAUACCGAAGGGGGGAAACGGCGACGUAGGUCGGGGCUGCAGGCGGAGACGGUUGCGUCGAUGAAGUGCCGCCAGCAGGAGCCGAAGUUGCACUGUCGCCGUUGCGACCGCUGCGAAGCUCCAUGACAGGUACGGGGAACGUCCACCUCCACCAAAUUAAUGUUACGUGUAGCUGAUGUACAAGUCUAUUUACAACAUAUUUACAAGUAGGCCAACGGUGGCAAAGAUGUUGUUGUUGUUGUUGUCCUUAGUGGCCGUGGCACAUACCCACAGUGGGGGAUUGGCCAAGAAUCGGGCGGUUUAAUUAGGUGCCUAAAACUAAUAAUGAUAACAAGGGAGUUAACAAUUUGGGCGUGUGAGUUUAAAAGUAAACAUUUUGUGUUUGGAGAAAAAAGGAAAUAAUCAGAUGAAAACCGGGUAUAAGAUAAUAAUAAUAACAAUAAUAAUUAAUAAAAGAUAAGAAAAAAAAUUACCGACGAUUACGUUACUUCCUAAUGCGAAAUUUGAGCGCAGCAAAUACGCUGUUUCACCUUUUCGAUAGAUUGAGGCAAAGAAAUCGAGCAACACAUGUAUGCGCUAUCACAGAAUUUUUUUUUUUAUUUUUCACACGUAUUACUGCUGGUUGCUCUCGACGGCGGCGAUGAGCCUCCGCUUCGGCGGCGCGAACUGCAGGGUCUUCUCGGCGGCGGCGAUGAGCUUCUGCUUCAGCCUCGCUUACUGCUGGUUGCUCUCGACGGCGGCGAUGAGCCUCCGCUUCGGCGGCGCGAACGGCAGGGUCUUCUCGGCGGCGGCGCUUAGCCUCUGCUUCGGCGACGCGUACUCCUGGAUCAUCUCGACGGCGGCGACGGUAAGCUUCUGCUUCGGCGGCACGCACCUCUGGAU
Molecule: messenger RNA, 6043 nt
Organism: Dermacentor albipictus
Lineage: Eukaryota; Metazoa; Arthropoda; Arachnida; Ixodida; Ixodidae
Source: RefSeq, a predicted model, not a curated record